AUGGAAGAAGAUGGGCCGAGACUAGCCAAGAUGAGGCAGGCUUAUAAGCGAGCCAUACAAGAGAUCCUUAAGGAAAAAGAGAAGAUAAAAGAAAUACUUAUUGACCCAAACACCUCUGCCGAGGAUUCUUUUUUUUUAAACAGCUCUAAGGCUACCAACACAUCUCGAGGAAAUCCUGAGAGGGAUACCGAGGCAAUCUCGAAAGCAAUUGAAAAUGUUUUUCAAGAUCUCAAGUCAAGGCUAUCUAGUAUCUUUAAAAAGAAGCUGGAGGUUAAUGAUAUUGAGAAUAAGCUCAACCGGCUGGACAGAGAUGUUCUUGAAAAUAGAACCAGCUUCCGAGAUGUAACUUCUAAGGAAUACAUCAAAGAGAUUUUUGAAUCGUACCUUGUUGACACCAAGGUUAAGUACAUAGACUACAUUGAGGAAACCAAAAAGGAAGCUUUGGAGAGAAUAAAGAUACUAAAAGGCGAACUUGAAAAGGCCACAGAAGAAUUAAGGUUGUUGAGGGAGAGAAAUGUUCUUUUUGAUAAUGCAUACAGCGAUAUGAUUACCAAAUUCACAGAGGCUGUGAAGAACGGAAACAAUCGAUGA
Molecule: messenger RNA, 591 nt
Organism: Encephalitozoon intestinalis ATCC 50506
Lineage: Eukaryota; Fungi; Microsporidia; Unikaryonidae
Exons: 1
Coding region: 1-591 (196 amino acids)
Source: RefSeq, a predicted model, not a curated record